This is a messenger RNA of Dendroctonus ponderosae (mountain pine beetle), 678 nucleotides long. Its product is annotated as PBAN-type neuropeptides. The record is from RefSeq and is a predicted model, not a curated record. Bases 16 to 576 code for a protein of 186 amino acids. NCBI's taxonomy places the organism in Eukaryota, Metazoa, Arthropoda, Insecta, Coleoptera, Curculionidae. Gene Ontology annotation, biological process: neuropeptide signaling pathway. Gene Ontology annotation, molecular function: neuropeptide hormone activity. The transcript is spliced from 3 exons.
UGUUUCAGCACCUACAUGACUUUAACGGGGCUAAUCCUCAGAUUGUAUAUAAAACGACGCAUUGCAGGAAAUGGACUGCAAACGACCAUUGCCAUUCUGCCAGCCAUGAUCAGGAUUAGCGUGCUCAAUAGCUUCCUUCUACUGAUAGCUGUCCUGUAUUAUGCUACAGAUUCAGUAGAUAGUUUUGAUCCGGCCGGUGAUCAUGAACGUAAAGAGUCAUCACCGAUGUGGUUCGGUCCACGUAUUGGUAGGAAGAAGCGUAACCCGAAAGACAACGAGAUUUUCAUAAAUAGUCCAGACCAGCCGACUGUUAAUCUGUUGGAUAUGCUGCGCGAAACCCCUAUGGUGGUGCUGGCUUUCAGCGAAGCUUUCAAACAGCACAACUUUGUUCCUAGACUGGGCAGGGAGUCAGGCGAGUCUCUGAACGGUUAUCUGGAAAAUAAUGCGGAUGGAGAUGUGGAUUCGCUUUCUUCUAAGCAGCGCCACGUUAAUAAUUUUCCUCCUCGCCUGAACAGGAACACCUACAAUCCCUACUCUCCCAGAUUGGGUAGGGAAAGCGAUCUGCCCUUCAAGUAACUGGGAUUUAAUUACAUUGUGAACAAUUACCAAAUUAACGCUUGGACAUUAUUAACAAUUGUAUGUAUUGUUUAAGUAAAUGAUUAAAAGUUUAUUACUAAA